AUGAUCAAGGGCUUGCAUUUCAGCAUUCCCGCGCGGUGGCGCUGCGGCUCUGCGGAGGCCGGGGUGGUUCUCUGCACCAGGGCGCGCUGGUUUCUGGGGACCUUCAGAGCUGCGGCGGAGACGCGCGGGGCGGCCGCGGCUCUCCCACCUGUCACCCUGGCCCUUCUCUGCUUGGACGGCGUCUUCCUCUCUUCAGCUGAGAAUGACUUCGUGCACCGCAUCCAGGAGGAACUGGACCGCUUCCUGCUGCAGAAGCAGCUAUCAAAGGUCCUUCUUUUCCCCCCACUCUCCAGUCGCCUCCGGUACCUGAUCCACAGGACAGCGGAGAAUUUUGAUCUUUUGAGCAGCUUCUCUGUUGGGGAGGGCUGGAGGAGGAGGACGGUCAUUUGUCACCUGGACAUCAGGUUACCCAGUUCAGAAGGACCCUCUGGCCCCUGCCGCCCUCCUGCCUCCCACCCCAGCAAGUACCGAGGUCCUCGGCCUGCCUCAAGCCAGGGAGCGGCAGCUGGCCCCAGGGGGGUGCGGGCCGGCCGGUGGCAUCGCGGACGCAAGCCGGACCAGGCCCUGUACGUGCCCCGGGGGCGGCGCAGGCAAGAAGAACGGGCACCACCCCCUGCGCCAGGGCUCCUAGGAGAUGCUCCAGCUGGCAGGCCCCCAGAAGAGCCCGGAGAUGUCAGGGCUGGGGACCCCAGCUCUGAUCCGGAGCUUCCAGUGUUGGUGACUCAGGCCUCAGAAGACCCAAAAGGCCCUGGCAAAAGUUCUGAGAAGGAGUUGCUGCCGGACCCAGUGGCCACGGAGCCCCCGGGGCCUGAGAGCCACUCGGGGACAGGAGACGGGUCAGAAACGGCCACCCAGCCUGGGCCCAGUCUGCAGCCAGACUUGGAAGAGGGGCAUGGGAGUGAGCUGGAGAGGAGCCUGGCGGCAGAGGAGGAAGACGAGGAAGACGAGGUGGAAGAGGAGGGGCCGGGCAGCUGCUCUGAGGACCAUUACAGUGAGCUGCUGCAGGAGAUAACGGACAACCUGACCCAGAAGGAGAUUCAGGUAGAGCACAUCCACGUGGACACGUCGUCCUUCGCGGAGGAGCUGCCGGGGGAGAAGGAUUUUGCACACGUGGUGGAGAUCUAUGACUUUGAGCCAACAUUCAAGACCGAGGACCUGCUGGUGGCCUUUUCUGAGUUCCAAGAGAAGGGGUUCAAGAUCCAGUGGGUGGACGACACACAUGCACUGGGAGUCUUUCCCUGCCUGGCUUCAGCUGCUGAAGCUCUGACCAGGGACUUCUCUAUGCUCAAGAUCCGGCCCCUCACCCAGGGAACCCAGCAGUCCAAGCUGAAGGCCCUGCAGAGGCCAAAGCUCCUGCGUCUGGCGAAGGAGAGACCACAGACAAAUACAGCCGUGGCACGGAGGCUGGUAGCCCGAGCUCUGGGGCUCCAACACAGAAAGAAAGAGCGGCCUGCGAUGGAGCCUCCCACCACCCUGAGGCCCUGAGAGGCCCAACCAGUCUGGACCACUGCCCCCCACAAUUCAGCUGGUGCCCCAGCACCACAAGCCUUUACACACACUAGAACCUGCGCCAUCCUCGGGGCGUCACUGUGGGGCAUGGUGGGCUUGAGUUUGGUCUAGUUCCCCAAGUUGAGAAAAAAUAAAAAUUUAAGAGUUACAACCUAA
Molecule: messenger RNA, 1665 nt
Organism: Phacochoerus africanus (Common warthog)
Lineage: Eukaryota; Metazoa; Chordata; Mammalia; Artiodactyla; Suidae
Gene: R3HCC1
Product: R3H domain and coiled-coil containing 1
Exons: 9
Coding region: 1-1485 (494 amino acids)
Molecular function (GO): nucleic acid binding
Source: RefSeq, a predicted model, not a curated record